CCUUCGACAAUUUCCCAAUUAAUAUUUCCUACAAAUUAUUACUUGGCCGAAGCCACCCAAAAAAGAAAAAUAAAGCAAAAGAAUCCGAGGGGAGAUUGAAAAGGUCGCGACGGAAAAGAGACAGAGGAUUAAUCGCUGCUUUUCUUCUUAAGAUCGUAAAUUUUGCAUCCUUCUCCGGUAGAAGGUUUUCGAAACUCCAAUUCAUCAUGAGAUUUAAAAAAGGGAACAAGAUAGAAGUAUUGAACAAGACCGACGUGCCGUCAGGCUCCUGGAGGACUGCCGAGAUAGUGUCGGGUAAUGGGCAUACGUACUUUGUUAGAUACGAUCAACAUUAUCCGCAAAGUGGGGCAGAUGUAGAAAGAGUGUCUAGAAAGGACAUUAGACCUUGUCCUCCUCCAGUAGAAGGCCCAAUUCAUUGGGUUUCUGGUGACAUUCUUGAGGCCUUUGACAACAGAUCGUGGAAGCUUGCAGAAGUGUCGAGUGUGGUUGAUAGGCAUUACUGUUUUGUUAGGCUUCUUGGGUACUCUAGAGUUUUCAGAACCCACUUUUCCAACCUCAGAUUGCGGCAACUAUGGCAGGACGACAAAUGGGUUGUGAUUCGGAAGGAUUCUAUCAAGCGUACUGGGGAAGGAUGGAAAUGCCAUGAAUUAAUGGACUGUUGUGUAGGGGACAGUCAAAUUCCAUCCAUGAGCAAUAAUGUUCUUGAAGGAACUUCUGGGCAUUUAUCUAGAGGAAGGAAGAGAAAGUCAGUUGUUUUAUCACGUCCUGUUAAAGCAUCUAAUGAAGUAUGCAAAAAGCUGCGAGAAAUUGAGAAAGAGGGAACGCAGUACCAAAUGGUUGCAAAUUGCUCACCAUAUUUGGCGGAAAUGGUAGAUGUGUUUGUUUCACCAACAACAUCAUUGGGUAAAGAAAAGGUGCAUUCAUCUUUAGACAGAAGAAAAACUGGCAGAAGAACAAAUGUUGAUUAUGACUAUCAUCUUGCAGCAGGUUCGCUACCUAUUGAUGCGGAGAGCACCUCAUCUUCUGUUGGUAGUUGUAGUGUUAGCGCUAGUCCCUGCAGAUCUGCACAGUAUCCUCUAGCCGAUCAUCGUCAAAACUUUUGUAGUAACUUUGGUGAUGAAGAUGAAACUUCCUGUGAGUUAGCAAGGGAACCUUCUAUCUCUAUGGAACAGGAGUUGAAAGAAGAAACUCAUUUGCUAGAGCUGCAUGCCUACCGUUCCACUAUGAUGGCAUUGUAUGCUUCUGGACCCAUUAGCUGGGAACAGGAAGUGCUGAUGACGAAUCUGCGGCUUGAGCUAAACAUUUCCAAUGAUGAACAUUUACUGGAGCUAAAGAACUUAGUGUAUUCUAAAAGUCCUUCAGAUUAAGCAGGAGCCAUUUUUAGGUCAUUGCUGGAUAUUCUUAUAUGCCAGGCCAAAGUUGGAGGCCUUUAAAGCACACUUCAUAGAUCUGUGCUAAUGGUCAUUGUCACAUUUCUUUGUACUUCAAACACUGGCGACUUUCCAUCUGAUAUUUCAAAUAAGCCAAUAAGUGAUGACCAACUGGUCAUGUGAAUUAUGUCAUUGCUGAUAGCUGAAUUGGGAUGACACAAUUUGAGGUAUCUAAAUUUUGAUAAUUAGCCUGAAAAGAGACUUUUGACUGUUACAUUACUUGCAUUGGUCUUUGAUAAAAAUGAUUAAAUUAAGCUUUCUGAUGGCUAAUUACUCCUCUUCAGUGACCGGAGGAUUGUAAAAUUAAUUGUUACUAGUAACCUAAUUAAAAUUCUUAAAGAUACUCUUCCUGUAAGUUGCAGACUAUUGAGUAGAAUUUUUCCAUUGAGAAACUUUUCUGCUUGGUUCAAUGUGUCUAAAAUAAUUAAUGAGCAAUAUUCAGGUGGGGUUGAUGAAUUUGUAAGAAGCCUCCAAUGCAGAUAUCAACGUGUGAGAACUGCCUUCCAAAUAUCUCAAGUGGGUGCAGUGGUCAGACUUUCUGAGAGUAUUCAGAUAAUGCAUCAGCAGAGCCCAACACCCAAUGCUGGUACCAAGAAACAACGUUGUGGUUUUGCUGUGCCUUAAUAGUCCAGUUGAGUUAAUAUCCUGGUGGGCCCAAACAUGGGCCAAAAUUAAUUCCUCAUCAGCAUUAUGCCUUCGCUGUUGCUGAUAUUGUAGGCUUGAAGUUGAAUAUGCAAUAGGCAUUUAUUGACCACCAGGGUUCCCCACAUGUAUCUUGUGUUUAUCUAUUCAUAAAUCAUUAGAGCAAUAUAUUCAUGGAUAUGGUAUUGCACACAUGUCCUCUCUUCUUCAUGUGCUUUGGAACUGCUCUUAACCUUCUAUGCUCUAAUUUAUUCCUUUCGCCCAUUCAUUGAAAGGAGCACUAUGCUAUUCGGUUAUCCUUGUCAUUCUUUUCUCUUUUUUCAUUAGGUUCUAAAUGUUUAACAUUCUCUUGCAAGAGUUCUCUGUGGUUGGCGGAGACAGGCGGUAAUAAAAAGAGGAGGUGCGUUGUACAUCUUCCUAUGCUUGGUGUUUGGCCCACCAUAUUGGUUCACUCAUUCCUUUGUGCAGAUUGAAUAUAAUCAUGUGACGAGUAGAACCGAAUCACGUGCCAGGCAUGUGAUGGGUAGGAUACGUGGAUGCAUUUUAUGAUUAGCAUCUCCACCGGGAUACUUGACCUUUCCACUGGACUGAUGGACUCAAACAUCAGCUGUUAGGUUAGUUAAUUAAGGUACUAGCUAUAUAAUUUUGCUGUUUUUUAAUUAUUGUUGUAUGAAGCUUUAAUUAUAUUAUUGUAUGGAGCUACCACAAAUCAUCAGUCGGAAAUGCAUUCUCUCUCUAUCUUUA
Messenger RNA from Ananas comosus (pineapple), 2816 nucleotides. RefSeq lists its product as uncharacterized. NCBI's taxonomy places the organism in Eukaryota, Viridiplantae, Streptophyta, Magnoliopsida, Poales, Bromeliaceae. The transcript has 6 exons. The record is from RefSeq and is a predicted model, not a curated record. Bases 207 to 1367 code for a protein of 386 amino acids.